UGCUUUCCUGUCCUGCAUGUAGGCAGUCCACUUCAGUCUAAUCCCGUAGAGAAACAGGCAUCGUUCAGUCGGCAAAUAAAAGGCACUCCAGAAAUAUUAAUAAUAACCGGUUUUCAGCUGUUUGAAAUGAAUUUGUUUUCUUGGUUUGGCGAGUCUGGGCCGUCCGGGUUGAUGCUUGAGUCGACGCUCAUGAUCCACUUCAGAUAGGCUACUUACUGCAACUUAGGACGAAUGGUGGCUACGGACUGGAAGCCAUUGGCUACAAGUUGCCUCUGAACGCAGGAAUUUCUUCACUGUACAUUAACAACUAACGAGCCAUUUUUGGUGGUGGUUCUAACAUUUUGCUUACUUUGAAGGGUCGGUCACAACCAUGUUUUAACAUUAAACGCAAAACAAGUUUGAUGCAUCACACAGUUCGGCGCAUUAAAAUUGGUUAGUUUGGAAACGAAAUCAUUAUGAAACAAGAGUUUAGUCCAGGGAAAGGUAAUUCCCUCCACGAAACUGGGGUGCAUAGCGCAGUGGAGUCGGUUUCACCCGAGCACGCCGUACACGCAGACGACAUGGAUGUGCCUUUUAUCGUUGUAAAACUUGAAGACGAACACGAUUCUUCGGACGCAGAAUCGUUGGUAGACGCGGAAUGGAUGCGACCUGUGGAAUCUCCUGAAUAUGACGAGAACGCUGGUCAAGACCCGACCUCGGAGACCGAAGUAUCACCAUUUCCUACUGAAAAACACUCGAACGACGCGUUACCAAAACACGAGUACUCGGGAGAAAGGGGGAAACAAAAUGUUGGUGGCAAGGCUUGCUUAUCGCCAGAUUUUGAGAAUGCUGGAGCACCUAAGAAUAGAGCUUCCAAGAGAAAGAGAAGAGGCAGUGCCUGGACCAGUAUAAAACGAAGGAACAAGCAGUCCGUGAGUACAAAAACAACGAGCGUGAGCCGGUUCUCCAAAAGUCAGGAGGCUUCCAUACAGACUUUCAUGGAGUCUCACGGCAAAGAGCUGUUUGGACCAAACAAGAAACGGGUUGAUGAACGCCAGUCCCUUUGGAAAGACCUGAUUUCUCAAAUCAACACUGAAGUGUCAGUCAAUGGGCAGAAGACCCUGACAGCAGUGAAGAAGUUGGCGGUUGUGUACAAGAAGGCAGGCGUCCGCCCGACAAGGGAACACAAGAAACGCACGUCAAGCCGGAUGUGCUCUAGAAAAGAAACGGUGAGCCCUCUGGAUGCAGAGGAGCUGGCCUGGGGCAGCACUUCCACUCAUAAACGGCUUUUCCCGAUCAAUAUCCACCACCACCACCCCGCUGCUAGGGGUCAGGGGUAUGGGACACAACCGGUGGGAUCGUCAGCUUCUGGUGCCUGGGCCCCGUACUCCAGAUUCAGGCCUGCAUGCAUCAGCCCACAGCAGGCCAUGGAGCCACCUCCCUUCCCCUACACGGAGUACGAUGCGAAGCCACAGUGCUGUGAGAAGCUGGAAGGCACACUGUUUGAGGUCCUGAACCUUUGCCAGUUCAUGUGUACAGCCAUCCAGAGAUUGGAGGAGAAGAUUGACAGCCUUCAACCAAACUCUUCCUACAUGCAGGAGUCUCAUCUGAACUUUCCGAUUCCUGAAGAGGUGUCAUGGCACAGAAUGGCGCACAGUUCGGCGUGGGCGAAGCCCCCACCCUCCCGCGGCUCCAGGUUUGGACUGAGCCGCCUGAAUGUGCUGUCCAGUCCUUCCCACGUGCCCCCGCCAGACGACAAACCGCCCCCCUUCCACACCCCUCCAGCCCGCCGCGGCAGGCCACGCUUCCCUCAGAGCAACGUUACGAGACAGCCCGCCCAUCCCGCUGCCCCCCAGCUCGACCGCCUCACGUCCGGCAGGACAAAACAAGGGGGGAGGAAGCCCAGGGGUCGAGCCAGGGGCAGGGUGAGCCAGGCCGGAGGCAGGGCAGACCAACCCACAACGGGGAGCCAGACCCAAAGCACAGCAGACCAACCCACAACGGGGAGCCAGACCCAAAGCACAGCAGACCAACCCCCUAUGGGGAGCCAGACCCAAAGCACAGCAGACCAAUCCCCAAUGGUGAGCCAAACCCGAAGCACAGCAGACCAACCCCCAAUGGGGAGCCAGACCCGAAGCACAGCAGACCAACCCCCAAUGGGGAGCCAAACCCGAAGCACAGCAGACCAAUCCCCAAUUGGGAGCCAAACCCAUAGCACAGCAGACCAAUCCCCAAUUGGGAGCCAAACCCGAGGCAGGGCAGACCAACCCCCAAUAACAAAUCAGGUGUUUGCAGCCCCGCCUUCAGGGAUCGCCGUUGUGGAUGUCCUGCCAGUAAACGUGCCGUUGAUGGGACCCAGUAGCACAGGCAACGUCAAGGAUGAGCAGCUAGUGCUGAUUGGCAGCUCCUCACGGAAGGUGCGCAUCUCCACCUCGGAGUACCUGAAGGCCUUCAAAGAGUCGGACCCGCAAGGCGCGAUGGCUGUGAUGCUGAGGGCCGUGUUCACCGACAUGGUGCUGGCCCACAGCUGGGUCACGUGGAACCGAUCUGGAGGGAUAAUGCAGCUGGACCCCAACAAGAUAGAGGCCAUAAGAGAAUGGCUGGCAGAAAUGUUUCCCAAGCAUGACCUGGAUGUGAGGGGGGUGGACUGGGCCACCUGUCUGGGGGUCAUCAGCAGUGUGACGAAAAUGCUUCGCACCAGGAUGGAACAGCAGGCAGUGGCCUGAAGUAGUUGCAGGGCAACGUCUUGGCAAGACAGCCAGGACAACCGCAACUUGUGGGCAUCGAUGGCUGAUUCCACUUGGUGUUCAAAGACAGGAAAUGUGCAUGCAUUUUAAAGUAUCCACUAGGGUUAUUGUCUCACUGCUACUAAUUAGAUUAGACACUAACAAGCUGCGUGCAAUGGAGAAAAAUGAUGAUGUUCGUGAAUAGCGUUCUUUUCUCUGUUUCGGCAGAGUACAAGUGGUUACACUGAGAUUACUACUGGUUAUUCUGUUAUUUUAAGGGACAGUUUUGGUUGGACACACUACACAGUAUAGUCUGAGCCAAAUAUUUUUA
Conger conger (European conger) is the source of this 3036-nucleotide messenger RNA. RefSeq lists its product as uncharacterized. Gene Ontology annotation, molecular function: DNA binding. The coding region runs from base 456 to 2705 and encodes 749 amino acids. Lineage: Eukaryota; Metazoa; Chordata; Actinopteri; Anguilliformes; Congridae. The transcript is spliced from 10 exons. The record is from RefSeq and is a predicted model, not a curated record.